UACUUGGAACCAUACUAUUUUUUUAUUCCCACUAAAAAGUGAGAGUAUGGGGGUGUUUGAUUUGAGGAAUGGGAUGUCCAUCUUCUUCUCACUCUUUUUUUUUUUGGUUUGUGGAAUGGAAUGAGUUGAUCUCUCACUGCAUUGCUCACAAGCUAAUAAUUAGUAUAAAUAUGAGGUGCCAUCCCACCAAAAUUCAUGGGAUGGACUCAUGAUGCAGCACCAUCUUGGAUGAGGUGAUUCCUCAAACCAAACACCCUAGACAUGGAGAAGGAUAUUGGAAAUUUGCUGCUUGUUCUUUUUGUACACACGGUUCAAGGCUAUAAGGCCUGUUAAGACGAUAAAAAAUUCCUAAAUGCUUCGCAUACUCAAAACAUGAGUUAGCAAACUAUAGUAAAUGGCCAAAUAAUACAUGUGCAAUUGCUAAAAUUGAUCGAUCUAUUAAUUAGCUGAAGUAUGUUGAAAUUAAAUGGUGUCAAUAUUUAUACAGUCAGUCCUUGCAUUAUAUGGAGUGAAAUAGUGUGCUUGGCCAAAAACUUGUGAAACUAAGUAAUAGUGAGAUACCUGUCAUUGUAAUGGUUUCCUGAAAGAAAUCGUAAUGUGGAGCAGUUUACAGCAAUUUGUGGCUGUUGAGUACGCUACAUAUUUUAGUUAGUCAUUAUACGAAAACUGUACUAGUCCUGAUAGUAUUUUGCUGUUAUAGUCCAGAAAUACUGCAAUCAAGUUUCAACUAACUGUUAUAUCCAAACCUGAAAGAAAGGUACUUCACUGAGUGUUACAGUCUUGUUAGCCACUGGGAUGUUCAGUUCCUGGGCUUGGAUUUGUUUUUCUUUUUCGACUGUACCUGAGCAUGUAUUUCAUUAAGAGGAAGAGAAUUACAGCGACGCAACUUCAGGAGAACCCCUGAAGUGCAAGGUUACAAGGCCGCCACAUAGACAGUGGUGCACAACAGACAACAUGGCACAACAGCAUUAAACAAGAAAUAAACCCACAAACACCACCCACAUGGACACAAUCUAUUUACACCCUGGGCUUGGAUUUGGAACCUUGAAUAAGCUCACCAAAGAAAACUCAACGAAUUUCAUUGUAACUUGAUUAUACAAAUAUUUAAUUUCAAGUUGGGGUGUUUAGGCUUUAUAAAAAACCAAGGAAUAAAUUCUCCUUCAAUUGAAAAAUGCAUUUUUUUCUUUUGUUACUUUAUCCAAGCUGCCCAGAUAUCAUAGUUGAGUUUUGUAUUGCUUCUACUGUGCAUGUGCACAGAUGAAGUGCUGUUAUUCCAUUGCUAUUUGCUUGUUACAUUGUGUCAUACAGGAUCUGAAAAUGCAACAGCAUUUAUCACAAUGUUCACUAAGUGGAAGGAAUCUGCAUUUCAUCAGUCAAUUGCAAUGGUGCACAACACAAUACCGCGUUCACUUUAGAUUAUCUGUUACCAAAUUAUAACAUGUAAAAUAUUAUCUUGGGGAUGUGAAAUUUGAUUGAUUAUGCAACAAUUUGGAACAGUGAAAAAUUCAUUCCAUGAUUUUGUUUAGAACAGGAAUGCAUCUGCUGAAAUAUGGAUAAAACUAGAGAAUUUGUAUAACGGAGAGUGAAAAUGAGGUGGAAUAAGCUGACUUGUUAGUGAACUCUUCUUGACCGUGGGUGGAGGAGAUCUGGUUGUUUUCUCUACAAACCUGAGAUGGAACGAACAUGCUGUCCCUCAUAUACGAUACGCUUGAAGGCAAAUGAUUUCAUUUGUUCAAAAGAGCAUGGUCGUGUGCUUAAAAAGAUGCAAAGGUUCCUUGAUGGUGAACUUGAUCCCCAGGUUGGAAGUCCACAAUGUAAGGCAAGCCCUACAAAACGUUCACUCAGUGAACCUUUGAACUCACCUAUCUCAAAAGUAUCUAAGGUAUCAGCAAAUGAGUUUCAAGCAGCCACAUGCCCAAAUUUCUUGAAAGAAGAUGAGUUCAUCAGUUGUUUGUCAAGCAAAAUCAAUGAGGCAAUUGAUACAUACUUCCAAGGGGUGGUAUUAGGUUCUACUGUUCAACUCCCCAAAGCUGUUGUGAAGACUGUUAAACCUCAGGUCAAGAAGAAAGUAGGAGAAGCAAUGCAAGAAAAUAAAGCAGGAGUGCAAGAUUUGGUGUACACAUGUAAUAUAAGUUUCCAGAUAGUGGCAGCAGUCAGACGUGCAUUGCCUAAAGAAAAAAGUGCUAAUCAAACUGAAGUACUAGCAGAUCUUUCUCCAAAUUCUGUCGCAGAAAAGCUGGUCACGACAAUGGGACAUCUUGGAGAACUAGCUGGUUUUGAAGUAAAAGCUUGUAAUGGCCAUCUUAAUUUCUAUUCGUCUGCCAAUUCGGCAAUGCAGAACUAUACCGGUGAUGCUGUACCUGCUCAAGCUUCAGAUAAAGCUAGCAGGUCAAAGCAAGGCUCUGUGAACAAAAUUUCUGCAAAGCAUCCUCAGAAAAGGAAAAGCCUGGAGAUUAGGAUGAGCACAUCUCAUUUUGACCCAGAGGAGUUUGCUUUGUACCGAAAGUAUCAGACAAAGGUGCAUAAGGAGAAUACAGUUACGGAAAGCUCAUACAGGAGAUUUCUAGUAGAUACACCAAUUGUGUUUGUACCCCCAAAGAGUGGUGAUAAUACAGUUCCACCAUGUGGGUUUGGGUCUUUUCAUCAGCAGUACAGGAUUGAUGGAAAACUUGUGGCUGUUGGUGUAGUUGAUAUACUUCCUAAAUGUUUGUCAAGCAAGUACUUGUUCUGGGAUCCUGACCUUGCUUUCCUAUCACUUGGAAAGUAUACAGCUCUGAAGGAGAUAGAUUGGGUCAAGACAGCACAGGAACACUGUCCCAGCCUCCAGUACUACUAUCUUGGUUACUAUAUACAUUCUUGCAAUAAGAUGAGAUACAAAGCUGCAUAUCGACCAUCAGAACUUCUGUGUCCAGUCCGUUACGAGUGGAUUCACUACGAUUUAGCCAAGCCUCUACUGGAUAGGAGUCAAUAUUCCAUUCUGUCUGAUUAUGCUACAAUGCAAGAUGAAACCCCCCAGCUUCAGAUUUGUGGCCCUUCAGAUGACUCUUCAGCAAAAGUUGACCACCACGAGUCUCCCAGCGACGAGGAUGACGAAGAUGUAAACGACUAUGAAUCAGAAAUGAUGAUUGACGAAGAGUUAGUUGAUUCAGAAAAAGCCGAUACAACUGAGUGUGGUUCCAGCAUAAAGGACAUUGAAAAUAUCACCCUAGACCUCAAUGGUUCUAAAGUUAAAUAUAAGGUACAUACACAUAAUCUGACCUCAAAUAUGAAAGAUGAAAAUGGUCCUAGGCGCUCUGCGCACAGAAAUGGGGACAUGUCGGCAGCAGGCACUGAUUUUGCGUUUGUAGUCUUCAUCAGGAAAUUAGCCAGGACCUUCAGCAAGUGUUUGGGGCAAUCGAGAGGCGACACCUCAAUGCGCUAGAAGGGCAACUGAGCAGAUACGCCAAAGUUGUUGGGAAGGAGCUAUCUGAUCGGAUGGUAUAUUGCCUGUCUUGAUACGCAGCCGCCUGUGUCCGAGGGCUCAGUUGUGCUAUGCCUAUGAUUGAAAGGUGACCGUCUCGUUUAUUCAGAAAGAAAGGGUCCAACUCGGUUACUGUCGCAUGUUUAUGCCCGUCGAUUUUUUGGUUGUAAAAGAUACGAAGAGCCCAAGGUCUAAUAGGGUGGCACGACACAUUGUCUGGUCGAUUCUGUGUACGCUUGUGUACUGGCAGUCUAAGCCUCCUGUGCUGAAUCAGCACGGUCUACGCUGAAGAGGAAAUUGGCGAUUCGAUUCGAUUUAA
Panicum virgatum (switchgrass) is the source of this 3779-nucleotide messenger RNA. Its product is annotated as arginyl-tRNA--protein transferase 2-like. Gene Ontology annotation, biological process: protein arginylation. Gene Ontology annotation, cellular component: cytoplasm. The transcript is spliced from 5 exons. The record is from RefSeq and is a predicted model, not a curated record. The coding region runs from base 1673 to 3421 and encodes 582 amino acids. NCBI's taxonomy places the organism in Eukaryota, Viridiplantae, Streptophyta, Magnoliopsida, Poales, Poaceae. Gene Ontology annotation, molecular function: arginyl-tRNA--protein transferase activity.